Colletotrichum truncatum is the source of this 1338-nucleotide messenger RNA. The record is from RefSeq and is a predicted model, not a curated record. Lineage: Eukaryota; Fungi; Ascomycota; Sordariomycetes; Glomerellales; Glomerellaceae.
AUGUCGGACAGUCGCUCCGAAUCAGACUCUGCCUCUCACGAGAGCGAAUAUUCUCCUCCCGAUUGUCACUCCAUCAUAUUCACCAUCUCACUGCCUUAUUACGUUGAAAACAGCGAUGAUGAAGAUUCGGAGCAAUGGAAUGAAGAGAAAGGACCAGGACAACGACAAUUUCUACCACGGAGACGCGACAGCCAAAGAUUAAACCUAUGCUUCCACCGCGACUGGCACCCAACAGUAAGCACCCUCGAGUUGCACUUUUCUGACAAAGGUAUCCAGACAUCCUUUUCAGGCCGGCCACCGCUGCACAAAGAAGACACACGUAUCCUCACACUCGAAUGCAAUCGAAUUACGUUCCCUACCUCAUCUGUGCAGUCCUCCUCCUUCGAGCUAUAUAAAUGGAUUCUGAUUGCCGCCGGGCUCUACUUUGCCGCCGUUACUCUCAUCAUGAUUGCGGUGGAAGUCUACGUAUACUAUGACGUGUCGGUACUGAGGUCCAUGGAAGAACGAUGGAGAGAGAUUCCGCUGUCGGCGGAGCUGAGCCGCAUCGCGCUCCUCUACGGCAACGCCGCGUCGUCGGUCGUCAAUCUGACCGAGUCCACCGGCUUGGUGCUUUCGGACCUGAUGGACAAAAUGGUCCCAUUGUGCCGCCAUGCCGAUCUUCUCCCGCACAACAUCAGAACCGUCUGCGACGAAUACGACGCCAUCCUGACCGAAGCUGUCGGAUCCCACGCAAGGUUGCAGAGUCAGGCUUCUUCUUGGACCUUGGCUGGGGCACAGGAUGGUUCGCGGUUGAAGGAUUUACUUUUCUGUUGGCAUGACAUCCGCUCAGUUGAUCACGACGACGGCGCCGACGAGCCCGACGCGGACGCCGUCUUUUCGUGCGUAACGAAGCUGCUGAGACGUUGGAGAGAUACAGAUAGCGGCGUCAUAUUCUCCAGGGCUGGGGAUCACGCGCGUGAGUUGGAGUGUCAGCUGCGCGACAUGAGGUCCCGUCAGGGUUGGAUCAUUGACCCUUUCGAGAGGUUCAUCCAAGGGGGUUCUAACCGGAGUGAGCCCAGGGUCUUUCUACAGACAAUCUCGUCGCUCCUAACCGCCGUGAAGAAGAAGACCGAGCCAGAACUCGACGCGCUGAUAGACAAGAUGGAGGUGUUGCAGGAGGCGAUGGAUUCAGCGAGGACAGAGGGAGCCAUGCUUGAAGCGGAGCUUUUGGCGCUGCAUGCCGUGGGCUGGGUAACAUGGCCGAUGGGACACGCCGUGUUGUCCAAGUUUCCGGCCAUUGAUCGGAUGGUGGCAGAUUUGGAUCAGACCAUCGGGGUGCUCGAGAGGAAUAAAGCUUGA